Molecule: messenger RNA, 3784 nt
Organism: Lineus longissimus
Lineage: Eukaryota; Metazoa; Nemertea; Pilidiophora; Heteronemertea; Lineidae
Product: putative pre-mRNA-splicing factor ATP-dependent RNA helicase PRP1
Exons: 13
Coding region: 10-2295 (761 amino acids)
Cellular component (GO): spliceosomal complex; intracellular anatomical structure
Molecular function (GO): RNA binding; RNA helicase activity; ATP binding
Source: RefSeq, a predicted model, not a curated record
GUUUUCAACAUGUCGAAAAGACAUCGCAUCGAUGUUGGGGAUUCUUAUAGCAAACGCAGAUAUGAUAAUGACAGAGACCAUGGUCGAGACCGAGACAGAGAUCGGGACAGGGAGCGUGGUCGUGAUCGGGAACGAAGUGGACCAAUAACUUUCUCUGCCUCCUCCACCAAUCCUGGAACCUUCACAAGUGCGCAGCCUCCAGCAGUCUUGCCUGUUGCUAUGCCUGCCUUUCAGAUGAACCCAUUUGUUGGUUUGCCAUAUACUCCAAGGUACCAUGAGCUGUUCAGAAAGAGGAGCCAGCUGCCCGUGUGGGAGUACAAGCAGAAGUUUUUGGAGACGUUAUCCAACCAUCAGUCGACAGUACUAGUGGGAGAGACCGGAUCUGGCAAAACUACACAGAUUCCACAAUGGUGUCUCGAAUGGGUGCGAGCUCGCUACAACAAGAAGGGUGUGGCAUGUACACAGCCGAGACGAGUGGCUGCUAUGUCUGUCGCCAAACGUGUAUCUGAGGAGAUGGAUGUCAUGCUGGGCCAAGAGGUUGGCUACAGCAUUAGGUUUGAGGACUGCACUUGUCAGAAGACUCUCCUCAAGUACAUGACAGAUGGUAUGUUGCUGCGAGAGGCCAUGUCCGAUCCCCUCCUUGACGCGUAUGGUGUGGUGAUUCUCGACGAGGCUCACGAGCGUACUCUUGCCACGGACAUCUUGAUGGGUCUGUUGAAGGAAGUAGCAAAACAACGAGCUGAUCUCAAAAUCAUCAUCAUGAGUGCCACGCUCGAUGCUGGCAAGUUUCAGAACUAUUUUGACAAAGCACCUCUCCUGAAUGUGCCUGGGCGAACACAUCCUGUCGAGAUCUUCUACACCCCCGAACCCGAGCGUGAUUACUUGGAAGCUGCCAUUAGGACUGUUAUACAGAUCCACGUCUGUGAGGAGAUUGAGGGAGAUAUUCUGCUCUUCUUGACUGGACAAGAGGAAAUUGAAGAAGCUUGUAAGAGAAUGAAGAACGAAAUUGACAACCUGGGAUCAAAAGUGGGAGAAAUGAAAUGUAUUCCACUCUACUCAACAUUACCGCCAAACUUACAACAGAGAAUCUUUGAGGCGGCACCUCCAAAGAGGCCGGAUGGGGGGAUUGGGAGGAAGUGUGUUGUAUCGACCAAUAUCGCAGAGACGUCACUGACAAUCGAUGGCGUUGUGUUUGUGAUUGAUCCUGGAUUUGCUAAACAGAAGGUGUACAACCCUCGUAUUCGAGUUGAGUCCCUCCUCGUGUCUGCCAUUAGUAAAGCCAGUGCCCAGCAGAGGGCAGGUCGUGCCGGUCGCACCAGACCUGGAAAGUGUUUCAGACUGUACACCGAGAAAGCCUAUCAAAAUGAGAUGCAGGACAACACGUAUCCAGAGAUCCUGAGGUCAAAUCUUGGAUCUGUUGUACUCCAGCUGAAGAAACUUGGCAUUGAUGAUUUGGUUCAUUUUGAUUUCAUGGACCCUCCAGCCCCAGAGACAUUGAUGAGGGCGCUAGAGUUACUGAACUACCUCGCUGCCCUGGAUGACGAAGGAGAGUUGACUGAGCUUGGCUCCAUGAUGGCAGAGUUCCCGCUUGAUCCCCAGUUGGCCAAGAUGGUGAUUGCAAGCUGCGAUUUUAGUUGCUCCAAUGAGAUUCUCUCCAUCACUGCCAUGUUAUCAGUUCCGCAGUGUUUCGUGCGCCCAACCGAGGCUAAGAAGGCUGCAGAUGAAUGCAAGAUGAGAUUCGCUCACAUCGAUGGAGACCACCUGACGCUGCUGAAUGUCUACCACGCAUUUAGGCAGAAUCAUGAGGAUGCUCAGUGGUGUUACGAUAACUUCGUCAACUGUCGAUCACUGAAGAGUGCAGAGAAUGUCCGACAGCAGUUGGCUCGAAUCAUGGACCGCUUCAGCUUGAAGAGGGCGAGCACAGACUUCACCAGCCGUGACUACUACAUCAACAUCCGGAAAGCACUCGUUUCUGGAUUUUUCAUGCAGGUGGCUCAUCUUGAAAGGACAGGUCACUACCUGACGGUGAAGGACAAUCAAGUUGUCCAGCUACAUCCGUCAACAUGUCUCGACCACAAGCCUGAGUGGGUGUUGUAUAACGAGUUUGUGUUGACCACCAAAAACUACAUUAGGACUGUCACAGAUGUUAAACCUGAUUGGCUAAUAAAACUUGCUCCACAGUACUUCGACAUGGUAAACUUUCCGAUGUGCGAGGCUAAGCGGGAGCUGGAGAAGAUCAUCAGUAAAGUGGAGUCCAAGGCUUACAAUCAACAAGCUCAGGCCCAGCAAUAUUGAGGGAGGAACAAAUACCUUGACAUUUGGAGGGUUAUGAGUACAUUUUGACUAGGACCAGACCAACCAGAUUGUGAUAGGACAUUAGCCAAGGCUCCUAACUACUCCAAUAGUGCUAGUGGCAUUGCCAUUGGUAAUGUUGGGACUAUCUCGUCUCUAAGUCGGACUCAAUGAUUUAGGGACUUUGGCCAAUAGAUGGCCGCAUUGACUGGUCAAAUUACUGUAAACUGGUAAAUCAGUGACCUUAAACAUGUAGGGAAACAGCAUAAGCAAGUAGACCUAGGGAUCAUGUUGAGUUUGCCGUUCUUUAUGGAUUCAUUUGAUAUAUUUCCAUGUAAUACCGGUAUCUUUGAUCAGUGCAGUUUAUAAAUCUAAAGGUGGCCCGCUUUAUAUUGAUGUCUAUGUAUCAAGUGCUACAGGAUAUGGUGUUGGCCUCCAUUUCAGUGCAGUAGUAGAAAACAAUUUGGCCUAUGUGCUCAUAACAGGUUGGUCACUAAUUCUUAUGGGCUUAAUCAAAGGAGAUAAUGCCAAGUUGGGGAUAAUUUAUUGACUUGUUUUGGACACACGUGCACCCUGUAAAUGAUAUACCAGAUUUGUGCAUUUAGAAAAGAUUUCAAGAUGCUGACUUAGCUUACAAAUUGCAAAGUAAUAAUGGAGUUUCUCAAUGAAUCAUUAAAUGGCCUUCAUUUUGACUUGAAGUCUUUGAAAAUGAGAAGUGUUUUCAGUGCAUUGUUAUAGUGAUGUGCCUGUGAGUCUGUAUGUAGAUACAUUGAUGUGAUGUACAUAUACUUCCUUUUUGAUCUGUGUGCUAGAUGAGUUCAUGUUUUUCCUUUGAAUUAUUGUCCCCUUAAGGGGAACAGAAGGUCACAAUGAGAAGUUGUAUUUUUGUAUUGAGAAGCAUGGUCUCCCAUUUUGCAUGUCUAACCUUGUAAGAACUAAAUGCAUAAUGCUUUAUUCAUUCAGUGUUUGUGAAAUGUUCAUUGUACUAGUAUGAACUGUGUCAUUGUGUCCUAAAGAUUAGGUUCCAUUUGGGGAGUAUAUUCACCCUGGCUAAUCAUUAUUCAUAUGUCAAACACAAAUUUGUCGGGGUGACAUUGAGAUUGAAAAAAAGUAGCCCGAGCUAUGCUGUGUUCAUUGACAUGCAAUGCCAUAAAGGUGUGGUGCUUCACAGGGCAUUUAGUUCAUAAGGGGUUAAUUCUUGCACCUGGUAUCUGAAGUAUAUUUCUGUAUACGUCAUGGAAAAUAUCUUUGUAACAGUGGAAUAAAGUAGUACGGAUGAGAAGUGGAUUUGUCAUUGUAUUCUAGGGUCAUAUACAGAUAUAGGAGGCAAUGAUAGUGGAUGAAAUCACUUUUGGGAGAGGAUAGGGGUUUCUUUCUCAUACUUGAUGAGUUCUCAUAUUCAUACUACAUGACGUCUUCGAUGAACACAGGACUAUAAGAAUGAGUAAAAUGAAAUGAUGUUUUCAUAAUAUAUCUGUAUUAUGUAAAAUUA